Molecule: messenger RNA, 5809 nt
Organism: Diprion similis
Lineage: Eukaryota; Metazoa; Arthropoda; Insecta; Hymenoptera; Diprionidae
Gene: Gapvd1
Product: GTPase-activating protein and VPS9 domain-containing protein 1
Exons: 16
Coding region: 284-4921 (1545 amino acids)
Biological process (GO): regulation of GTPase activity; vesicle-mediated transport
Cellular component (GO): cytosol; endocytic vesicle
Molecular function (GO): guanyl-nucleotide exchange factor activity; small GTPase binding
Source: RefSeq, a predicted model, not a curated record
ACUUGGCAGUUAUUCAUCCAUUUGGAUUUCCCGCGACUGCCAUAUCAAACUAAAUAGUUCGAUUUAAAGUACGGUGUAUACAUGCAUAGAUCAUGAUAAGUGUGUAACGACUGUGAUCACGGCAUAUAUUGUAGUUUUGCAGAACGGCCAUUUCCAGAAAAAAAUCCUAACCUAAAAUAGAAAAUGGUCGUGAAUCAGUUGGGGGUGUUGCUGUGAAAGGAGGACGGCAAUAAUAACGCGGUUCUUACUGACGGCAGUGGCAGACAGUUACAGAUUUCCCACUAUGUCUUCAGUAAAUAGCGUUGACUCCCUUGGAACUUUGCAGUGGGAUAUGAUCGAAUUAGCUGGGCACCUUAGGCAAGAACGUUUGUUCGUCAGUGCGGAGCAACAAACUUUGCAGAACUUGAAUCAGAAAGUCUUAUAUGUUUCCUCAGACUUGGCUCAACAGGCCUGGGUCACAGCUCAACAGAGAGUUAAUUUGAAUCGUUUGAUAGUCUCGAGGCCGAACUGUACGCCUGCGUCGUGCUGUCAGCGAGCUAAUACCCUUGAAAACUCACAGUUCGUUGAUGCUUAUAAGCAUUUGCGUCAUCAAGCAUGUUCGGCUUACGGGGAAUUUUUGCAGGCCUUAAGAAAAUCUCCAAAACUUUUAGCAUCAUGUCUGGUAGAAGGGGACAGAUUAAUCCCAGAGUCUAUGCAGAGCGUCAUUCAGUCGCUAUCUGCAGGAUUAUUUGGUAGCUGCUUAUUGCCAGAAGACAAAAUACUGGUUCUGCAGUUGCUGAGGCAAUUGAUGUUCCUGCAGAUAGUUCCAUCUGACAAUCCCAGAAGAUUACUCAGACAUGGCACCUGUGCAUUUUCACGAUUCUACUCAGUUUUCCACGAAAGUUUAUUUUCAGCAAAAUUAUUCCUCACAGCAGCUUUGCACAGUCCAAUUAUGCAGCUAUUGAUGGAAGAUGAAAUGUUCUUGGAUAUUGAUCCAGAAAAAGCCCCAAUCAGAUUUACACCCGCUGAGCGUCUGAAAAAAUUUGGAAAGGAGGGGACUCUUGAGUAUCAAUCUAAAUUGCAGCGCUACAGACUUUGGACAAUCAAUUCGCUCGAACGCAUUACCAACAGAUUUAUAAUAAGCAUUAGAGAAAACAUGCAUUGCUUUCCUACCAGCGUUUGCUGGCUGGUAAGACAAAUGGCAGGGCUUCUAGCUAAAAGUGGAAAUGUUGACCCUAAGGAAGUACAUGCAAUGUGCACUGACCUUGUAUUCACUUACUUUAUUUGUCCAGCAAUUGUAAAUCCGGAACCAUACGGAAUCACAGAUGCACCAAUAAGUUACGUUGCUCGAUUCAACCUGAUGCAGGUUGGUCAGAUAUUACAAAUGAUGUCCCUCGUCAAAUAUCAGAAUGUCGACAGUAAGGUGAUAGAUUUAUAUCGGAAAUUUGAAAAAGAUUCUGUAUCAUCGUUGCUCGAUGGUAUGCUGGAAAGUGCGACGGAUGAGCUAGAAGAUGAACCAGCCAUGGUUGAUGGCUCGAAACUACAAGGACUUGCCAGAUCUGCUGCUUUAUUCACGGAAAGUGAACUGAAUGCUUUAAUUACAUUCCUACAAACCGUAGCCAGAGACCACGGGGACAAUGAUAUUGUUCUUGCAAGUAGUAUUGAUAGAAAACAGUUGAAUGAAUUAUUAUCGCAACUACCAUGUGGUGCUCCAAGUGCUCAAAAGAAUGCAAACCAUAUUUCACCUGAAACACCCAGCAAACGAGGCGGGCUUCUUGGAAAAGUUGGGAAAGGACGUGCAACUCGUGUGACUUCAUCAUCUGCACUAAAUACAGCAACAGAUGGCGGUGAAGAUGCAAACAGUGCCUCUGGUACUGAAGAUGAUUUGCUAGACAAGACUCCACAAAAUGUUCUAGUCAUACCUUUUGUCUCGAAUUUAGGAGAAACUGUUGGUUUACUCAGUGAGCAAAAGGUUCUUUGUAUGGAAAUGCAAGAUAACAUUGAAGGUGGGACUGUGAGAUUAAAUCUCUCAGAAAAUUUACCGAAUGGACACAAUCGUAAUGAUAAUGGUAACAUGGAGCGUAUUGAAACACAGGAGAAGCGGACUAGAUUUUCGAUAUCUCAUGAUGAAGUAUUGUUUGAAGGAUCAAUUGGCAAUACAUCUGAUAAUCUGGAAGCGGUAUCUGAGGCUGCCUCUAACCACAGUGUUGCUUCAUCACUUGAACUGGAAACUGAGGAUCAAAAUGACAACCUUUCGGAUAUGGUUUCGGCUAAUGUCUCUGGACGUGGUACACCAAACAUUUCUGGUCGUGAUACACCUUCGUCACAAAUCACGGAAGGUGAUGACGGACGAGCUGUUGGGGAAGUGAGGCAGCUAGAUCUACCUCCACCCACUAUACCAACAAAGCAGAGCCGUUCAGAAAUUGACGAUAAGUUUUGCAAAUUUGAGAUCAAGAAGCUCAUUGAAGGAUACUUUUUAGGGGAUGAAACUAUUUCUUUGGUAUCUGAUACAUGGUCCACUGAUGUACUGGCAUCUGACAGUGAAAUAGUUGAACAAGUUGAACGAUUUCCAUUUCCUCCACCUCCUGAAUCUGUGCAACCAGUUCUACCUGUAGAACCCAGCCAGACUAUGCUUGAUGUUAGUGAAACUGCAUCUGAAGCUUGGAGUACCGAUGUUCUGGCUAGUGACUCGGAGAGGAUGACUGAAGUUGACACAGAUGACACUGCAAGUGUUGCGAGGUCAGACGACACAGCAAGAUCAGAGAUUGAAGUGGAGAGUCGUGGUGAUGCUGAAAUUGACGUAGAAACGCCGCCACCGUUAAAUCCACACAUUUUAGGUGGUGUUGGUAGUCCAGGUGCUCUGUUUAGGCCAAUUCGUGAAGAGCCAAUUGCUCAGCCCAGCCUACCUGUACCCCCAUCUCCAACUGCUUCUCUUACACCUUCCUUGUGGAAUGUAACUGGACGAGGGGGAGCUAAAUCUGAUUAUCGACGACGGACGUUAGAGUAUAUAGAUAAUAAUGCAAACAAUAUCAAUGACGGAGAUGACAAGUCAGGCGGGGAUGAUAGACUCGUGCAUUUGAUGGAUAAAUUGCAUAUCGAUAAUGGAAAAACUAAUAGCGAAUGUUCAGCUACAAGUAGUAAUCACAUAAGUGCAGCUGCCGUAGCACCGGCAUUAUUAUUGGCCAAUCAUAUAUCAGCACCAUCCCUCCCAAACCAGAAGCUCACAAAUGGAGAUGUCAAAGCUGAAGAAUUGGAUACUGGAAUGGCCACUGGUGGAGACGUUGUAGUCAGACUGAGCACUGCGAGUUUGACGUCAAGUAGCAGCUCUGGUUCUGAGUCAAGGACAAAGAAUACUACCGCAACAUCAGAUUCACCCUUACCAGCACCAAUGGUUAAUGGUGGGACUGAUGCAAUUGACGGUAUCAAUUCAACUACUUCAAAGCCCAGCGUAUCUACAGGUGCCAUACCAAAAAGUAUCAGUUUUGACAUGACUGCUGAACGAGGGGAUAAAGAAUUACUUGAUGAUGAGCAAAAAAAUAAGAGGGGCUUUUUCGGGAAAUUGAAAUUAUCCCUGAGAAAUCGUAGAGGAAAAUCUUUGAGGGGUGCUGAUGACCUCAGUAGAUGCUAUGAUCGAGAAGCUGGUGGUGAUGGGGUCGACAUCGGUAGAAUCAGAAUACGCAGGAUAAUGUCCGAAGAAACUAAUUUGAGCAGCAGUAUUAACAAUGAUACAUCCGAUGAUAUUUUAGCAAAGUACAGACGAAAACCAAGUGCAACUAGUGAUACAGCAUCUAUAGAGAGUAGUCAUUCAAGAACAAAAGAAGCGGAAGACGAAAGAUUAGCAAUAGACCUCAACAAUGUAGAAUUAUCUUUUGCAUUUUCGGAUGCUAAACGCAAGUUACGCAUGGUACUGAGCACAGCAGAUUUGCAACAUAUUCCUUGGAGUACUGCAUCUGCUAGAAAUGCUUGGAUGCAGAAAGAAAAUGAGUUGGUUGCUUUUCUCCAACUACAGCUUGCCGAAGCAAUCAAUUUGCAAGAUAGAGCAUUAAUUGCACAUCUUCAUGAAACUUUACGCUGUGUUAGGCUUUUUAAUGAUGACGGUUGUAGAAAACUGUUCAAAUCUCUAAGGGACGAUUACCAAAAACGGUCUCCAUAUAUUGCAUAUUUGAUCAGAUGUCGUCAGGGAUUGUUGUCUACACUGGCACAUCUGGACAGAUUGGGUGAGAGAGUGAAGUGCGACCGUGAUGCAGUAAGUAGCCAUUUGGUAUCUGUUUGCGUCAGAGUAUUUUUAGAGAAGAGAGAAACAUCUCUUUUACGUUUUUGCGACGAAUUCAAAAAACUCACUUUAGCUGAUGAGAAACAAGAUAUGGUGGAUAACUUCUUAGGAUCUAUACAUACGGAAAUGGACAGAGAUCCUAUCUGGCAAGUUGCUAGUGAAGGUCAACUAGAUCUAGCCAGAAUGGUAUUGGAACGAACUGUAAUGGCUCGAGUCUAUCACAAUGCUCUAUAUCCAAAUGGGGAAGGUGAUAUACAUCGAGACCAAUUACUUCGGGAUCACAUAAAAAAAUUGGCCAAAGUUGUAACACCAAAUCACAAAGAUCUUCGUAUUCCGCGAAUCUAUCAUUACGAAUGUCCGUGGCCAUGGGCACAAGCAGAGUUGGCUGCUAUUUCAGCGUACAAAACUCCAAGGGAUAAAUUGCAAUGCGUGUUUAGAUGUGCGACAACUAUCAUGAAUUUACUGUCAAUGGCAUCUGAGAGAGGCAUUCCCGCAGCAGAUGAUCUAAUUCCUGUACUUGUCUUCGUCAUCAUCAAGACAAAUCCACCAUCGUUACUCUCAACGAUUCAGUAUGUGGAUAGUUUUUAUGCAAACAGAUUUGAGGGUGAAGAGCAGUAUUGGUGGACUCAGUUCUGUUCUGCGAUUGAAUUUAUUAAGACCAUGGACUAAUUCGUUAGUUCGUAGGCGUAAUAGUAUUCAGUUUGCCUAAACAGUAAAAGCUGAUAGUGAUAUAGGAACACAAUAAUCAAUGUCCAAUGUCCCUAAAAUAAAUAUAUAAAUGGAAUACCAUUCGUUGCACGUUUAUGCACUAUGCAGCUACAUUGAUUGUUGACCACACGUAUACGACUUGUUAUCUUUGUUAAAAAUUUAACAAAACUUGGAAAUUCAAUAAUUCUUUAUGAAAAAAACUGUUAAGUUGCAAUAUCUUGCGAUAAUUGUGUUCGAAAUUUUGAAUUCUCCUAAAUAUUUACACUUGGUAUGAAUUCUGUUUGGAUUAUAAUCCUCCAUUUAAUUCAAUUCAGUCUUACGUUUAGUUUUGAAUCAUUCGUAGAAAAUGAUAAAUAUACAUAAGAAAAGUUAUAUCUAUAUAGUUUCCCUAAUCAAUCAUCCCGAAUAUGUCCUAAUAGUAGUUCUUGGAACAGAGGCUUGUUGAACUUCAACAAACUUUACAAAAAUUAAACUAAUGCUGAAACAUGCUUGUUUUUUAGAGUUAUUAAUAUCAUGAUCUAAAACUUAAUUUUAUUUCUGAUAAGUUUGUAGGUUCUAUUCUGGUGUGAUAUAAUAACAGAAUUACUGAAUUUUAAGAUAAUUUGGAAGUAAGGUUGGAAAACAAGGUUCGUCAAUGCAAAAAUAUAAGAUACAGCAUGGAUGUCGUCUUGAAAUAUAAGUGAGAAAAUACUCUUAGUACGUACGGUGCAUGCAAGAUAACAAGGUCUCAGAAUAUUUUGCAAUACAUAUUUUUUUAGUGGAGGAAUAAUAUAGUGUUAAUAUCUUCUCUUCAAAUAUUAUGUUGCACAAUAAAAAAGUAAAUAAAUAACAAAAUGUACCGCACCUUAA